AUGGCCAGUUCAGCAGCCGAUCACGCCCAAGAACACCACAUGAACAUGGACAUGGACAUGGACAUGGACAAUUCGGCAGCGGAUCAAAUUCAAGCCCAGGAGGCACCCAUCGAGAGCUUUCAUGAAGAAGAAGCAGCUGAGUUUGACUCGGACGGAGAUGAAAUCCACUACUCCGAUUCCGACUCUGACGACCCUGAAGCGCACAUUCCUCUCAACGAAGAGGAGACGAUUGCUGAACACGAGUCGAUUCUGAACAAGAUCACACUCGACGCUGAAACAGUCAUCGCCUCCCAGCCACGAGCGACUCAAAUCGAAUUGACUGUUCGCACCCGAGCCCUCUUCAAAGACUACAAGCAUCACGGAUCGAUGGCGCGGCUCAAAGUCGGCUUAGACAAGUAUUUCCGCGAGGGCAGAGUGGACAAAGAGUUACGUUUUCAAUGGCCAGAGAAGGACAACAACAACAAUCCCUACACCGAACCAGGUUCAGCCACAGGCACCAGCACCACCACCACGAACUACCUCACCGGCCCCUUCAACGGCAAAACCAGACCAUUACACUUCGGCCAGUCCUUCCAAAUCAAUCACACCAGCUCCGACGACGACAACGGGUACUCGUCAUACAGCCAGAUUCCCUGUCCCGCCGACAAAAUCGACAACCCCCUAUUCCCCGAUCUACAACCGCACACCCAUCCUUUGAGGGUGAUCGACCCCGAAAUGAUUCCCUACGUGACCACACUGCCCUGGAACCCCGUAACCACCACGAUAGCCUGGGACCCGCGAGCUCUCCGAUGGCCAAUGGGCCUACUGGGCAAAAUCAACAGCAUUGUAAGUGUUGUGGACUUAGAAUGCCGCGCCCGUCUGUUCCACCACGUCUGUCGAUAUGGACCAUCCCCUGUCUUCCGUACAGGAAUCACCGAACAGAUCCGAACCCAUUGGUCGACUAUGUUUCAGUCGGCAACGCAGCAUUAUCUGGGAAUGACGCCUCAGACGCGCUCUUUUUUGAGAUCAGUCUAUGAGACGCAGACACACCUCAAUAGGGCGGAGAGGAGAUUACUUGCGCUGGCGUGUCGUGUUGCGGAGGAUUCGGUCGAUCUCUUCUGGGAGGAUCUGAAUGAGAGCCGCAGAGGGUAUGUGGCUAUGAAGGUGUUUAUUAUGGCUAGAGAGUGUGAGAGGGCAGUCGAGGCGAGAGAGGCGGAGAAGGUGCGGAAGCAUAGGAAGUUGUAUCAGCUUCACUGA
Molecule: messenger RNA, 1236 nt
Organism: Exophiala dermatitidis NIH/UT8656
Lineage: Eukaryota; Fungi; Ascomycota; Eurotiomycetes; Chaetothyriales; Herpotrichiellaceae
Exons: 1
Coding region: 1-1236 (411 amino acids)
Source: RefSeq, a predicted model, not a curated record